Wyeomyia smithii (pitcher-plant mosquito) is the source of this 3249-nucleotide messenger RNA. RefSeq lists its product as uncharacterized. NCBI's taxonomy places the organism in Eukaryota, Metazoa, Arthropoda, Insecta, Diptera, Culicidae. The transcript is spliced from 4 exons. Gene Ontology annotation, biological process: DNA integration. The coding region runs from base 1 to 3249 and encodes 1082 amino acids. The record is from RefSeq and is a predicted model, not a curated record. Gene Ontology annotation, molecular function: nucleic acid binding.
AUGGUAAUCGGUGUUAAACAUUUUUACAGUUUCUUCCCGUCUUCAGCUCGCAUGCAGCUGCGUGAAAAUUUACCUCUGCUGGUGGAUAGCGUCUUCGGCUGGGUUGUAGCUGGGUCGGCUGGCUUAGCAUCGUCGACAUCCCAGCAACCUUCGUGCAGCGUAGUGGCCGUGUCGAUGAUAACGCUAGAGGAAAGUGUCGAGCGCUUUUGGAAGACAGAGGAUCUGGCCACCACUGACAACUAUUCAGUCGAGGAGCGGCGAUGCGAAUCUUUCUUUACGUCGACGGUCGCGAGAACUCAUGAAGGACGAUACAUGGUUCGUCUACCUCGCAAGCCAGAUUUCGCCAUCAUGCUAGGAGAGUCUGAGGCAACCGCUCGACGUCGUUUCGAGCUUUUGGAGCGCCAUUUGCAACGAGACCCUGAUCUGAAGGCAGAGUACCACAACAGUGACGACACGGAUUGCUACUACCUUCCCCACCAUCCCGUUUUCAAGGAUUCAAGCACGACGACUAAGGUUCGGGUCGUGUUUGACGGAUCGGCGAGAACCUCUACUGGCUUCUCUUUGAACGAAUCCCUCUGCGUUGGCCCUGUGGUUCAGGAUGAGUUGAUUGACACAAUUCUAUGGUUUCGAACCUACCCGAUAGCCCUAGUCGGUGACAUCGCUAAAAUGUAUCGGCAAGUAUUGGUACAUCCCGAUGAUACUUCUUUGCAGCGCAUUCUGUGGCGUUUCUCAGCUGAUGAUCCCAUUCAGAUCUACGAGCUUCUGACGGUCACCUACGGGCUCACUCCUUCCUCGUUCCUCGCCACACGUACGCUUCAGCAGUUAGCGGAUGACGAAGGAGAGCCACGGUCGAAGAAGCCAGCAAGCAAGUCGAACCGGCUCGAAGUGCUGAAAGGAUUGCGAGAGGAUCAAAUAGGCACCCAGUCUACGAUAGAAUUCGCUCCCCACGAAACCAUCAAAGCGUUAGGCAUCAAUUGGGAGCCGAACGAGGAUUUUCUGCGUUUUGAUUCCCAGGUACCGCCCAGCGAUCACGUUUUAACGAAACGGUCCAUUUUGUCUACGAUUGCUAAGCUUUUCGAUCCGUUGGGUCUUAUUGCUCCCGUUGUAGUGAGGGCAAAAAUUGUUAUGCAGGAACUAUGGCUGCUGUCAUGCGGUUGGGAUGAUCCGGUUCCCGAUAAUCUACAGAAAAGAUGGGAAAAAUACCAACAGGAGCUGCCCAAAAUCUCUGCCUAUCGCAUUGCCCGUUAUGCCCUUCUACCUAAUUCUACAGUGCAACUACCCACCUUCGCUGAUGCCUCCGAAUCUGCUUACGGUGCGUGCACAUACGCCCGCUGCGAAGAUCCACAGGGGAUCGUACGGAUACAGCUUCUUGCCUCUAAGUCCCGAGUCGCUCCGCUGAAGCGGUUAACUAUCGCCCGUCUUGAGCUGUGCGCUGCGGUUCUGGCUGCGCAUCUGCAUCACAGGAUAAAGCGUGCGAUUGAUAUCGAGGUUCAGCAUUUCACGCAUGGCUAUCGCUGGAACCAUAUAGCAGGCACCGAAAACCCGGCCGAUCUGGUCUCGCGCGGAAUGUCCGUAGAAGAGUUCCUGAACAGUGCGCUGUGGAGUCAGGGUCCCAGCUGGCUAACAUUACCGUGUAAAAGCUGGCCUAUUUCGAACCCAGAUAAUGUUUCCGAGGAUAUUCUCGAAAUCCGACAGGUCGUCGCAGCAGUAAAUUCGACCUCAACGGUCAACCCGCUCUUUCUUCGAUGCUCGUCGUAUACUCGCUUGCUGCAUGUUGUUGGAUAUUGCCUUCGCUUCAUUUUGAAUAACCGUGCCAAGACUAGAACACAGCCUCUCCCAAGCCCGAAUCCAGUGCAGCGCUACCUUUCAGUGGAACAGCUUGCCCAAACCAAAAACGUGUUGAUUCAGCUAGCCCAAAGCGACGGCUUCCCCGCUGAGCUGAAGGACUUAAGAGAAGGAAAGUCAGUAGAUAAGCGCUCCAAAAUACGCCGGCUUAAUCCAUUUCUAGACCCAGAGGGAGUAUUGAGGGUUGGAGGGCGACUCAACUUAUCUCAACUGCCCUAUCAAGCGAAAUAUCCUGCCUUACUUCCCAGCUUUCAUCCUUUCUCCCUGCUAAUCGCCCAACAUUAUCAUCACCAAAUGUUUCACGCCGGAGGACGGCUUCUACUAAGUGCCAUUCGCGAAGAAUUUUGGCCGCUGCAAGGCCGGAAGCUCGCUCACAACACAGUUCGUCGAUGCUUCCGCUGCACUCGCCUCGAUCCGGUACCUGCGCAACAACAAAUCGGCCAAUUACCUGCGCACAGAUUAAUCCCGAGCCGUCCAUUUAGUGUUACGGGUGUCGAUUAUGCUGGACCGUUCUACUUGAAGCCGAUACACAAACGGGCUGCACCUGCGAAAGCGUAUCUGUGCCUCUUCAUUUGCUUCGCAACAAAAGCGGUUCACUUAGAGCUAGUCAGUGAUUUAUCAACGCCAGGUUUCCUGCUAGCAUUAAGGCGAUUUAUUGCUCGACGCGGUCGCCCUGCCCACAUUCACUCAGGCAACGGCAAAAAUUUUGAAGGAGCCAAGAACGACUUGAACGAGCUUUUUGCCAUGCUGCGAAAAAGUGAGGAGAAUGAAAAAAUUGCUUCAACGUGCGCUGCAGAAGGAAUCACAUGGCAUCUAACACCACCAAAAGCACCGCACUUCGGCGGUCUCUGGGAGGCGGCCGUGAAAGUGGCCAAGAAGCAUUUGCACCGUCAACUCGGUUCAUCUCGUGUGUCGUUCGAAAAUUUGUCCACUAUUCUGGCCCAAAUUAAAGCGCUGAUGAAUUCUCGACCCCUGCUUCCAAUGUCCGACGACCCGAACGAUUUGGCUGCGCUCACGCCCGCUCAUUUCCUGAUCGGUUCCAGUAUGCUGGCCCUGCCCGACCCAGAUCAUCAACAUAUUCCCGUAAAUCGGCUGGACCACUUUCAAAAAUUGCAGUUGCACGUCCAGAAAUUUUGGAGUCACUGGCGCACCGAAUAUCUGCAAGAACUGCAGAAGGACACCACGAUGAAUCCCCGGAAUCACACGUUGCUGCCUGGCAGAUUAGUUGUAGUCGUCGAUGAGCUACAGCCACCCAUUCGUUGGCCAUUGGCACGCAUCGUCACCACUUCCCCCGGCCCAGACGGUUUGACGAGUGUGGUUUCGCUUCGCACCGCUCGUGGAAUCAUCACACGCCCCAUCACAAAAAUCUGUUUGCUUCCGGAUCACACUGCUGCUGUUGCCUAA